AUGAAGGUCACACUCAGCUUCGUUCUUUCGGCUCUCGCAGUUGCUUAUGUUUCUGCCUCGCCCCUCGUCGGCGGAGGAGGAAGCGGGUCUGGCGCAGUUGGCGGUGCGGCCGGCUCACAGGCAUCAGGUGCCGGCGGUGUUGGCUCUGUUAGCGGAGGUGGCGCUGGCCUGGCAGGAGCGCAAGGCGAUCUGGCCGCUAACGUCGUCGGAAGUGAAGGCACAGCAGCUGGUGGUCUGGCCAAUGGCUACGCGGGCCUUGCCGGAUCUGCAAUCGCUGCCGGUGGUGAACAGGGCGCAAUAGGCGCCGCGGGCUCAUACUCGCAGGGCAUUGGCGCAGCUGGUGACAUCGGUGGUGCUGCUACGCAGAACUCAUACAUCUCAUCGACCACAAGCUCUGCGCAGGGUUCUAGCGCUGCUGGCAAUCUUCACGGAUCGGGACUCGAAAGCUCGGCCGGACAAGCUUCUGGCGCAGCGGGAGAGAAUCUCGAGGGUGCGGCGGGCGUUGGUGGCAAUGCAGCGGGCGUUGGUGGCGCAUCAGGCGCAGCAGGACAGACGGCAGCCGGUGCUACAGGCGCUGCAGGUACCGCAGCUGGAAACGCGGGUGCUGCAGGAGGUGCUGGCACGUCUGGUGCUGGCCUUGCAGGCUCUGCGACCGGCCAGACCGGCGCAGGUGCUGGAGCCACCAACACUGGCGCAGGGGGCGCUGCCAUCUAA
Mixia osmundae IAM 14324 is the source of this 714-nucleotide messenger RNA. RefSeq lists its product as uncharacterized. Bases 1 to 714 code for a protein of 237 amino acids. The record is from RefSeq and is a predicted model, not a curated record. NCBI's taxonomy places the organism in Eukaryota, Fungi, Basidiomycota, Mixiomycetes, Mixiales, Mixiaceae. The transcript is spliced from 3 exons.